GCAAUCCCAGUCGUAUAAUUUUCAAAUACAAAAAUGUGGUAAUUAAGUAUUUAUUUAUCUGUACACAUUAAAAAUUUCCCACGUCACAAGAUAUCCGUAUAAUUUGUGGAAACAACCGUUAAACACUGCCAGACUGUGUUGAGAGUUUACAAAAUAAAAUAUCAAAAUUAAGCGAAAAUGUCAGUUUCAAACGGUGGCUUACCUUCCGAAGACUCCGCGACGAUUUUUUCUACACUUCCGGGGCAGUUCCCAAAUUUGGUCGAAAACAGGGAUCAGAAAAUCAAAACAAGGGAGUUUUUAGAUGCCUCUUCGGGAGCUGUCAUUUUAGUAGAACGAUUCGGUAAAGUUUUUACUCCGGUUAUCUAUGAUAUGAAUGGAAACAUUAAGAAAAUCACAGUUAAAUAUGAGGAAGACCGGGAAAAUUACGAGUUUUUGGAGGACAUGAUACUUAAACAAAAAAAUUUAGACCAAUUGCUUGUUGUUGAUGCUUUGCAGUGGUUGCGGCGAGCCCUUCAUUUCAUUUCGCGCUUCUUCCAGUCUGUUAUAGACGACACCGACAAUAAUAAUAAUACACAAGACUUGUCUAUAUUUGUUAAAAAUGCAUACAAGGAAACUCUGGAGCGGUACCAUGGUUGGAUAGGGUCUCAGUUGUUCAAUAUUCUGUCAAGGUUUACACCAAAUCGCCAACAACUUUUCUACCAACUCGCCCUCGAGAAACACCACAAAGAGGACCACGUUUUGCGCGAUAUGAGACAAUUCACGCUCAGAAUGUCUUCAUGUGUUCAAAAACUUAUCGAUUUCUACCAAGAGCAUGACCUCGAGACCAAUGAUAGAGUUUAAAAUUUGUUGUUAGUUGAAUUUGGUACUUAAAUUUUGUAUUUGUAGAUUUUGCCUUUCCAGUUGUAAAUAAAAUUUUUAUAUACUUAAA
Tribolium madens (black flour beetle) is the source of this 928-nucleotide messenger RNA. RefSeq names its product glycolipid transfer protein. Gene Ontology annotation, biological process: intermembrane lipid transfer; ceramide transport. Gene Ontology annotation, cellular component: membrane; cytoplasm; cytosol. Gene Ontology annotation, molecular function: ceramide 1-phosphate transfer activity; ceramide 1-phosphate binding. The coding region runs from base 178 to 840 and encodes 220 amino acids. The transcript is spliced from 5 exons. The record is from RefSeq and is a predicted model, not a curated record. NCBI's taxonomy places the organism in Eukaryota, Metazoa, Arthropoda, Insecta, Coleoptera, Tenebrionidae.